Messenger RNA from Ceratosolen solmsi marchali, 398 nucleotides. RefSeq names its product mitochondrial ribosomal protein S28 (gene mRpS28). Lineage: Eukaryota; Metazoa; Arthropoda; Insecta; Hymenoptera; Agaonidae. The record is from RefSeq and is a predicted model, not a curated record. The transcript is spliced from 4 exons. Gene Ontology annotation, cellular component: mitochondrial small ribosomal subunit. The coding region runs from base 1 to 369 and encodes 122 amino acids.
AUGCAUAUUGAACAUAUAUCGAAAAAAGUUAUAAAUAAACAAGAAAAUACAAAUAAUACAUAUUUUGCUAGUUUACUCCGAUUUUCUAAGUUUAUACAACUAGGUAAUAUUGAAGAAAAAAUAGUCACAGGGAAAAUAUUUCAAGUUGUAAAUAAUGAUUUAUAUAUUGAUUUUGGAUGGAAAUUUUAUUGUGUAUGUUCGAAUCCAAUGCAGAAUAAUAGCAAAUUUGUUAGAGGAGCAACCGUUUACCUACAAAUUAAAGAUUUAGAAAUAUCUACAAGAUUUCUAGGAAGUGAUGUAGAUACAACUAUUUUGGAAUCAGACUGCAUUCUUCUAGGAUUAAUAAAAGAAAACAAAUUAAUUAUAUAAUAUAUUAUUUUAAUUUAUAUUAUUUACUU